AGGUGCUUCGUGAAAACGAGGUUAGGCUAAGCAGAUCUGUUGUUCGCCUUCGCGAUUCGCGAACCGUCUUUAAGGCAAGGUUGCCUGUAUUUGUACGGGUCAAGGAGCUUCAAGUUAUUGCAAAAUCCAUGACAACAGAAGAGCAAUACGACAAUGUCGUCUGCCCUACGGAAGACGAGCUCAUCAACCAUAAAAUUUGUGAGGGUAAACUAUGCCCUGUCAUCGAAUGUGGAAAAUCCAUAAAGAAUCCGAGUGCCAUGAGAAUGCACUUGGCCCAAACCCAUGGCAUUGGAGCUGAAAAUGUCCUUCAGACUUUCAACAAAGCAUUUAUCGUCGCAAAUCAAACUACGAAAUCACUGUAUGCAUGUCCCGUAUUUACAUGUAGCCGAACGUAUGGAUCAGGAAGAUAUUUCAAAGCGCUGAGUACUCUGCGUGAGCAUUACUUAUCUAUGCAUGCUGAGAAAAAGCAUAUCUGUCAGAAAUGUGGUGCUAGAUUUGGAAACCCAAGAAGACUACAGCUGCAUUCUAAGAACUGCAAAACAAUUUUCUAUUGCACAUGUGGCUGUCCAUUCAAAAAACGUGAAGCACUUUUAGAGCAUACAAUGAGGAGCCAACAUGAGCUGCCCGAAGAUAUCAAACAAGAAAUAUUGAAAAAGAAUAGGUCGAAUGCAAGAAAGGAUAAAGUCAUUGAAAGAUCUGCAUACCAUUCCAAAGUUGGAUGUUUAGAACAGCCUUCCUUUAAUGCAAAGGAUCUCCAAAGCCCUGAUGACCAAAUCUUGAAUACCAAACAACUAAUCGUAGUCCCACAGCAUUUUUCCAACAAUGAUGUCAUCAAACCAAAUGCAUUCCUUAUUGUGUCAUGUCAAGAUGUUGGUAAUUCUUCUACAAAUAGUGGUGCUAGUAUACCGAGUCAGAGUGUUCAAAUGCCCUUCAAAAUUGUACAAAGCAAAAGUUUUCCAGCUGUUAAUGUGACCACUUUCAGUGCAGCACCCAACCGCCUUGAUGUUGCAUUCAGAAGUACAGACAGUUAUAGAUCAAACAAUACUGGGGACUUUGCUUUUAGCAGAGAUGGUUCAGUGCGUAAUGGCAAUGACAACUUUGGUCAAAGGCUGCAAACCGAGAUUAUGUCACAGGGUUCUGUACCUCUGUCUGCCGGAUUCGAUGAAGCAACAAAUCGCAGAAAUGCUAAAGAAGAUUAUGCUCCAAGUGUUGUUCCCAUCAAACCAAGCCUUGCAGUUUCAAAGAAUGAUAUCACGGAAAGAAAUAAGCGUGUGGACGAAGCUAUGAAGCAAUAUAUUCCAAUUAAAAGGAAGAGCCCGUUAGACCCUGUCGUGUCUGAUUGGCACUGCAGUGUUCCAAGAAGAAAGUACAAGAAGAGGAAGCGAACUGUUCAAGGGAAGACUAGCAGUGGAUCAGAUGCGAUGGGCACGAGUAAUAACGAUGAGUCAUCGGUUUCAUCGAUGCAAGACUGCUUGCAAAAGGCAUCAAAUUUCGUUAAGAACAUGCUACCAAAAAUGAAAUCGCCGAAAAGAAGAGAGUCUCCUGAUCAUGGCGAGCCUCUGCUGAAACUGCCACCUAAGACUGGAAACAAAAGCCCAGGUCAUUACGAAACUUCAUCACAUGUAACUCCUGAACGAUCAGACCAUGUCAAUGUUGCAAACUGCCUAAUGAUCGCAAAACAAAAGACGUAUGAAAAUGGUUUUAUGAGGAGUAGAGUCGACAGUAAUGUUGUGGAAGACAACCCUGGUGGUGCGGAACAAAGCUCCUCAAGAGCUAUUCCAUAUAGGGAGGAACUGAACGAGGAAAUGGCCCAAUCUCCGAAUGUUACUGUUUCGCAAGCCAACGGGCGACAAGGCCUUUUUACAAGUGACACCCAAACCAAUGAAAAUGAAUUCAACCUCGACAACCUUUCUCCUGACAUGCUCUUUGAUAUCGAGACACAAACUGAAGACUUCAGCAAUUUUUUUUCCGAUGCUUUCACACAAACGAUUCAAAAAUCUGCCCAACUCGCUGUCGCUUCUAGUCAAAGCGUUUCUGGUGAAAACGAGCAAGAAGAUCUUGAAAACACAGCAGCGUGCUGGGUGAAUAAUAACCAAACACAAACAGAUGACAUUAGCCAGCUCAUAGUCGAUGCCUUCACUCAAACGAGGAUAGAUCUGGAGGAGAAUGACUCGUUUGCAAUCAAAUCUGUCCAGAAUAGCAUGUCUGAUAACCAUACACAAACUAUCCUGUCCUCAGACAAUUUCUUUAAGAACUUCAACUUCGGUACCGAUGAUGAGACUCUUGAUUCUGCGCUGAUGCCUGAUUUAAUUGAUAUUUGUACACAGACAGCACCUGACCCGAGCUUCGAUGAACUACUUGCGCUUUGCUCUGCGGAGGUACAGACAGACAAUGCUUCUACGUCAAUGUAGUUUGAAUACUUGCGGGUGCCACCCUUUAAUAAUGCCAGGAAUUAUUUGGAUUAAGCUCUAAAAAAUGCAUUAAAUCAUACUAACAAUAUGUCUGACACAUUAAAAAAAUAUAUUUAUUAUAAAUUGUCUAUGAAAAUUAAAUUCGGCAACUUUUAUUCAUUUGAUAUAAUGCUUCGAAUGGAAUUAUAUUCUAUAUUUUUAACUCUUUCAAAUAACUAAUUAAUACAGUUUUAUCCUGUGUGUGCUAAGAUUGGUUUAAACGACAAUACUACGGAAGGUUUCUCUUUUUCAUAUGGAGAGAGUUUCCCUGGCAUUUGCCUGGUGAAGCCGGAACCUUGUCAGGUCUGGGAAGUCAUCAUUGAGAUUUCAAAUGCAGAUUUUUUCCUACCUUCCCGGGAUAACUAUUAAGCCAUUUUGAAUGAUAAUUGUGGAACUCGGUUGAGCUCAGGCGAGAUCUUGGCUAGCCGAAAAAAUUGUUUUCUCGAGUGAACACUUUUGUUUUUUUGUGUGAAGUAUAGUUGUUUGGGGCCAGAUUUCGGCCUAACAGGAUUCCAGCUUCACCCGUGAAGUGCUGGGGAAAUUUUCUCUAUAUGAACAGGCUCUUUCUUAGUCACUUAGAUCUCCGGUGUGGUUGGCCUAUCUCUCGCUCUCUCCAUUUCCUUUCAAAAUAGUAAAUACUGCUUUUUAUUCGUUGAAUUCCUGUAAUCUGUUGUGAGUACUUGAUUCAGUCAUUGAGGGGUCAGUUAUAUUCAGUUCAAUUUUUAUAACAGCCUUUAUUUCCCAAUUGAAACGUGGGUAGAGGCGGAAUUUUCGCUGUAACACCCUCGCGUAUCCCCAAUCAUCUUUAAAAACAUGCAAUGGCUAGUGUGAGACCUUCAUGUUAGCCAAUCAACAUCUUUUCCCUGUGAUUUGUCAAUUUUUAAAUUAAUGAUAAGUUGAAACUAAAACACCCUCCCCAUUUUUAAGUACAAUAACUCUCUCCCGUACUAAGCGGCUCUCCGUCACUGAAUGAAGAUGCUUUUGUCGUAUUUUUAAGUUUGCUGAAAACAUAGCUUUCUACUUUUGCUUUAUUUCAUCCUUUAUUUCGUGCAGUAAUUAUCCCGUUGUUCACGCUUUGUAACCGACAAAGAAUUGAAAUUUAGAAAUAUGUAAGAUAAUUUUUUGUCAUUCUUCUUUCCGUUAUGAAA
Rhopilema esculentum is the source of this 3598-nucleotide messenger RNA. RefSeq lists its product as uncharacterized. Lineage: Eukaryota; Metazoa; Cnidaria; Scyphozoa; Rhizostomeae; Rhizostomatidae. The record is from RefSeq and is a predicted model, not a curated record. Gene Ontology annotation, cellular component: nucleus. Gene Ontology annotation, molecular function: DNA-binding transcription factor activity, RNA polymerase II-specific; transcription cis-regulatory region binding. Gene Ontology annotation, biological process: positive regulation of transcription by RNA polymerase II.